UCUUUCAUAAUCUGAAGUUAGUGUAGUUGAUUGUUUUGAUAGCAACCACGAAAUGUGAGGUUAUGUGAUAAAGAUGUAUAAUUAAAUCUCAUUCAUAUAGGAAUUAAGAAAGUAUAAGUAAAUUACGAUUGUUUUAACCGGAAUAACACACUCCACAGCCAUGGCACAUAAUUUUAGGAAUAGUUACGAAAAAACAUUUAAAGUAUUGGACAAUAGUGAAGCUAAACUGCAUCACGAGUUGAAUGGGAGCACUUCGAAACCCAUCCAUGUACAGCGAGUUGAAAGGGCGGUGCAAUUAAAUAAUUUUCUUAAAGAGGUCGAUUACCAGUUGGAUGAAAAUAGUAACAGCGACGAUUCAAUUGAUAUAUCUAACAAUUUUGAUAAUUUAUUGAGAGAGUCAGAAUCACAUUCGACCAAAGAUUAUUAUAACUUGAAACAUGUGUCACAAAGGAGGGCUUGGUUGGCUGAGGUGUUACAAGAAAAUGCUGAUAGCACCCCAGAAGAUGCACAAUAUAAACACAUAACUAAAUUACACACUUGGCAAAAACAAAUACGCAGUACAAAAGAUGUCGAUUUUAAACGUUAUAUUUAUUACGGAUCUGGUUUAUUAAGCGAAAUUGAUAGGUAUCCUGAAAUAGAAAAGUCACUCCCCGUUAAAAAUGUUAAAAAACGGCACGUUAAAGAAGAAACGUCAAAAUCGCCGCUGUACCCCCCUGAAAUCCUCGAAGACAUUUCAGAUGAGCCAUGUAUAGGUCUGUCGUUAGACAACGUCAUAGAUUUUCAAAAUCUCGAUGAAGACUCUAAUAUAAAUUCCGAUUUUGGUCAACCAGUUAGUCAAACUUCACAUCAAACGAAUACAUCACAUAGUUCAAAUAAGAAGAGAGUAAAGAAAUUUAAAGAUGAAGAAUCUCGGAAAAAGUGGGAGGACAUGAUGAAAGUAAAACGUAAAAAAGUAUUUACAAACAUGGCGAAAAAAGAAAUAGGAAAACAACACCGUUCUAAAUUAAACAAACACAAAGAAAUGUUGAUACAGUGUCGGCGGGUUGCACAACAGUGUCUUAAAUAUGGCAGACAGAAAGCUCUCCAAUCUGCACGUACAGUUAAAGAACAACAAUGGCGAAUGAAACGCUUAUCCCGUGAAAAUAUUGCAUACUGGAAACGCUCAAGACGAUUCGACAGAGAGGUGAAGAAACGCUUAGAAAAGGAAGCAGAAGAACAAAGAAAAAUAGACCACGAGUUAAUCGAAGCCAAACGCCAGCAACGCAAAUUGAACUUCCUUAUAACACAAACCGAACUUUACGCCCAUUUCAUGUCGCGAAAACUAGGAAAAGCAUCACCCGAAGAGCAAUUACGAAUUUUAAGUCAGUUAGACGAAGAGCGGAGUUCCCGAUUAUUGAAUAUUGACGACUACGAUAGCGAAUUGAUGAAAGAGAAAGCGAAAAGAAAUGCACAAGAGGCGUUUCAGAAUGAGAAAGCGAGAACUCGUCAUUUUGACAUUGAGGCAAAAUCCUCAGUCGACGUGAAUUCCAUUGACGGGGAGCAGCCCCAACCCAGUAUUUUUCAAGGGAAACUCAAGGGCUACCAGCUUAGAGGCAUGAACUGGUUGGCCAACUUAUAUGCUCAGGGAAUUAGUGGAAUCUUGGCCGAUGAAAUGGGUUUAGGAAAAACGGUGCAAAGUAUCGCGUUUUUGUGCCAUAUUGCGGAGAGAUACUCGGUUUGGGGACCAUUUCUUAUUAUAUCACCCGCGUCCACUUUACAUAACUGGCAACAGGAAAUUGCGAAAUUUGUGCCUAAUUUUAAAGUCGUCCCCUAUUGGGGAAACCCAAACGAAAGAAAAAUUUUGCGCCAGUUUUGGGAUCAAAAAGACAUCUAUACAAAAGAUGCUAGUUUUCAUAUAGUCAUCACUAGUUAUCAGAUUGUUAUCACAGAUAUUAAAUAUUUUAAUAGAAUUAAAUGGCAAUAUAUGAUUCUGGAUGAAGCUCAAGCGAUUAAAAGUACAAGUAGUAUGAGAUGGAAGACACUUUUAGGUUUUAGUUGUAGAAAUCGUCUUCUUUUAAGUGGCACACCUAUACAGAAUAGUAUGGCCGAACUCUGGGCCUUACUCCAUUUUAUUAUGCCAACACUUUUCGAUUCACAUGAGGAAUUUAACGAAUGGUUCUCAAAAGAUAUCGAGAGUCAUGCUGAAAACAAAACUGGAAUUGACGAAAAGCAUCUCUCACGUCUACAUAUGAUUUUAAAGCCAUUUAUGUUACGCCGGAUCAAAAAAGACGUCGAAAACGAGCUUUCCGAUAAAAUUGAAGUGAUGGUUUACUGUCCCCUCACCACGCGCCAGCAACUUCUAUACAUGGCUCUUAAACAAAAAAUUAAAAUUGAAGACUUGCUCCACUAUAGUGUUGGUGGUGGUGAUUCACACACAGUUGACAAAAACUUCACCUCUAACUUGAUGAAUUUAGUGAUGCAAUUUAGAAAGGUGUGUAACCAUCCGGAAUUAUUUGAAAGAAGAGAUGCCAAAUCGCCAAUUCAUAUAGCACCUUGUGUGUUUCGAAUCCCAUUUUUAAUUUAUGAUUUUAAUGUCACCGCUGCGUUAAUGAUGAAAUUGCAAAAAUAUUUUCUAUUUACGCCUGGAUACAUCGCAAAAGCGGUUACGAAUGAUUUUAAUGAUACGAUUUUUAGAAUAUAUCGAAUUUUAAAUUUAUCAUUUUAUGAAUUCUAUAUGAUUUUACAAGGUGAUGUAAAGACUAGGUGGACGCACUAUUUUAAUAGUGAAAAUGAAGAUGAAAUUUUGUAUCAUCGAUACUUUUGGAGUGAGGGUUUUGUACCCUCAAUUCGUAUGAGAUAUAUGUUUAGACUCACUAACGCUAAUAUAAAAACUAGUAGUAUUUUACCCGAGUUAAUAUUUACGCAAAAAAAUUCAGGAAGUCGCGUUUUUUACACACAUACUGAUCAGUAUUAUUAUUCCAUGCCAGAAACAGUUGAACAUAGAAAUAUUAGAUGUAAAAAUGCGCUAAAUAAUGAAGAAGAUACCAUUAUUGAUGUGGUAACUGACGAGUCUCCUCUCACUGAGGAAGUUAAAUUAGAAGGUGGUGAAGCUGGCACCUACAGAGAUGAAAAACCUCGCAUACAAAAACAUUCACUAACUGACUUACCUUCAUUUCUAUUCUGUACGAUGCCUAAGGUGACAAGUACCUUCCCCAAUUUGUAUUGUUAUUCACGAAGAGUAGCUUGGCUAAUCCGACGUCACAUUUAUGAAUUUAGUUAUAAUUCUCUUAAUCACUAUUGGUCACAAGCGACGGGACACAGGAACUGCAAAUCUGCGGAAACUUUAUAUCCUCAACCAUUAAAUGCUAUUGAUGUUCUCAGGCCCUUGAAAGGCUGGUCCUACAUCGCCAUUCCAGAUAAGGAAACACUAGUCACCGAUUCAGGAAAAUUGUCGGUGCUUGAUGGUCUUCUCAAACGUCUAAAAGAGGAAGGCCAUAGGGUUUUGAUUUACUCCCAAAUGACAAAAAUGAUCGAUUUGCUAGAAGAAUAUAUGUGGCACAGGCAUCAUAAAUACAUGCGUCUUGAUGGUUCUUCUAAAAUAUCAGAGAGACGUGAUAUGGUUGCAGAUUUUCAGGCCAGAACUGAUAUAUUUGUUUUCCUCCUCUCCACACGAGCUGGCGGUUUGGGAAUUAAUUUGACAGCUGCUGAUACCGUAAUAUUUUACGAUAGCGAUUGGAAUCCAACGGUAGAUCAACAAGCUAUGGACCGAGCUCACCGUCUCGGCCAAACUAAACAAGUCACUGUGUAUAGACUUAUUUGUAAAGGGUCAAUCGAAGAACGAAUCCUACAAAGGGCUAGAGAGAAAAGCGAAAUUCAAAAAUUAGUCAUUAGUGGAGGCAAUUUCAAACCCGACACUCUAAAGCCAAAAGAAGUCGUUUCUUUACUCUUGGAUGACGCUGAAUUGAUUCAUAGAUCUGAAAAGUUAAGAGUCGAUUUUAACAAAACGAAAGAUGAUGACAAGGAAUUGGAAAAAAAGAGAAAACACAUGCUCGCUUUUAAGACAAUUCCGGCCGUCCCCGAGCUGAAAAAAAGCAAGUCGGACAGCAGCCAAGAGACUUACAUAGAAGACUGGAGCAGUACUUUCGACAGUGGUCCAAGUAGUCCCCACAGUGUGAAUUCUCCGGACGUGCUAACUGACGAUAUGGCAGAAAGUGGCUAUGGCGAAGAAGACUCUCCAAUUACUAACAAAUACACUGUUUAUAACGUGUAUGGUUCAACGGUAAAGCCGCGGAUUCCGGGACGAGGAGGAUCGAGACGAGGACGACCUCGCGGUUCGCGAAGGAUGUCAAGCUUGGGACGAACAAAUAGCAACAUUUCAUCUACAAGUACCAACGGUGAAAAUGAGUAUUCUACAAACAACCAAUCAACUUUGACUUCGCCAACCUCGAGUAAUUAUUUAAACGUUCCUCUUGGAGUUAGUGGUAGUCAAUCGCCAAAUCUUGCGAUACGGAGAGGCCCCGGACGUCCUAGACUAAAACCAACAGGACCUCCAAAUACAGGAUCAAGAGGAACAUACAGACCUAGAAAACCUGCGAGACCUUUGCCAGUCCCACUGCCAUCUGACGGUUCAAAUGUCAGUUGUUCAACUUCUGGAACUAGUGCGACACCUUCUUACUCCACUUACCUAUACGAUCUUCCUGAUCAAGAUUCGUAGUUUUUUUAUUUUUUAUUUAUUAGACAACGUCUUUUUAACACAAUAGGUACAUAUAGUAAUUUUAUGACAUAAUUAAUUUUAAAUUAAAAUUUGGACUAAGUGAUCUAUUUAUGUUGUUAAUUUAAUAAAAACUUCACAAAUGA
Messenger RNA from Tribolium madens (black flour beetle), 4836 nucleotides. RefSeq names its product chromatin-remodeling ATPase INO80 (gene Ino80). Bases 161 to 4693 code for a protein of 1510 amino acids. Gene Ontology annotation, cellular component: Ino80 complex. The transcript has 21 exons. NCBI's taxonomy places the organism in Eukaryota, Metazoa, Arthropoda, Insecta, Coleoptera, Tenebrionidae. Gene Ontology annotation, biological process: DNA repair. Gene Ontology annotation, molecular function: DNA binding; ATP binding; ATP-dependent chromatin remodeler activity. The record is from RefSeq and is a predicted model, not a curated record.